This is a messenger RNA of Silurus meridionalis, 2172 nucleotides long. RefSeq names its product polynucleotide kinase 3'-phosphatase. NCBI's taxonomy places the organism in Eukaryota, Metazoa, Chordata, Actinopteri, Siluriformes, Siluridae. The coding region runs from base 195 to 1958 and encodes 587 amino acids. Gene Ontology annotation, cellular component: nucleus. Gene Ontology annotation, molecular function: ATP-dependent polydeoxyribonucleotide 5'-hydroxyl-kinase activity; polynucleotide 3'-phosphatase activity; double-stranded DNA binding. The transcript has 18 exons. Gene Ontology annotation, biological process: DNA repair. The record is from RefSeq and is a predicted model, not a curated record.
UGAUUGGCUGAUAUUUUCAAGUCGAGCUCCGAUUGGCCAGUGUAUUAUCCGGAAGUGCGUAGCUCAGCGCAGACACUUUGCACAGUAAGCGCGUGGAAGUUUGGCGUAAAUAAAAAGCUUUGUAGUGAAAUUGAAUUCUGCGUCUCUGAGUUAAGUGUUGGAAAGUUGCACAUCUGGACAGCGGUGCUGUGGACAUGCAGUGUGUGUUGGUGAACGCAGCCGGAACCCGGAUUGAGCUGGACGACGGUCGGGCCCUGAUUCUGGGUCGCGGUCCUGAGUCCGGAGUGACGGAUAAAAAGUGCUCCAGACACCAAGUCAAACUUGUAGCUGAUUAUGCUAACCAAGAGGUUCUUGUGACCCAGCUUGGUCCAAACCCAUCUUCUCUGGAUGGACAAGCUUUGGGUCGCGGCCAGUCCGGACAUCUCCGUGUAAACGCCACUCUUCACCUUGUAAACCAGUGUUACCCGUUCAUUGUGCAGUUUUUGGGCUCUUCAUCCUCUUCCUCUCCCGAAAAGAAGGGUACAGGAACAGAAAGCAAGCAGAAGACCUUGGAUAAAAGGGUGCAGCCCAAGCGGAACAUCCAGGAUUUCUUUGUUACUUCACCUAAAAAGUCAACAAAAAGAGCACUGGAUCCCGAAGACGAGGCGUCCGACGCGAAACGUGGACGCACUGAGAAAGCGGAUGGUGAAGGGGAUGAUGAUGAUGAGAACUUGCUGGAGGAGAAGCUCAGACAGCUCCAGCAGUUUGCACAAGGCAAAAGCACACAGCAGUCACCAGCAAGACCGUCAGCCACUGCACCGUCAGCUUGCUCGAACAGCCACUGGCAACAGAUCGGCAAUCUUCUGCUCUACACCGCAGCAGGAGUUACAGGAAGCUCCAAGAUAGCAGGGUUCGAUAUUGACGGCUGCAUUAUUACUACAAAGUCAGGGAAAGUCUUUCCCACCAGCCCAGAUGACUGGAAGAUCCUUUUUCCAGAGAUAAAGCCCAAACUGACUGUUUUGUUAAAGGAAGGAUUUAAGGUGGUGUUUUUUACCAAUCAAAUGGGUAUUGCUCGAGGCAAGCUCAGACCCGAAGUGUUCAAGUCUAAAGUAGAGGACAUUCUUCAGACAUUGAAACUGCCUGUGCAGGUUUUUGUGGCAGCAGGUCCCGGUAUAUACAGAAAGCCAGUCACAGGAAUGUGGGAACACUUGUGUGAGAAGGCAAACGAUGGAAUAGCUGUGGACAAAUCACAGUGCGUCUAUGUUGGAGAUGCAGCCGGACGUCCUGUAAACUGGGCUCCAGGGAAAAAGAAGAAGGACUUCUCUUGUAGUGACAGACUGUUUGCUCUAAACAUCGGUCUCGAGUUUCACACUCCAGAGGAAUUCUUCCUGGGAUGGAAAGCCGCUCCCUUCAACAUGCCGUCAUUCGAUCCGAGAGGAUUAGACCCAAAGGCAUGCCUGUAUGACCCACCUAAUGCUGCGCUCACUUCUACUAGCCAGGAGAUCAUUGUUGCUGUUGGAUUUCCUGGAUCUGGCAAAUCGACUUUCUUCCAAACCCACAUUAUUUCCAAGGGAUAUGUGUAUGUGAACAGGGACAUACUGGGGUCAUGGCAGAACUGCGUCUCAGCAUGUGAACGUGCCCUGAAAGAAGGGCGAAGUGUAGCAGUGGACAACACUAAUCCUGACCCUGAGUCUCGAAAGAGAUAUGUGGAUAUCAGUAAGAGUGCAGGAGUUUCCUGCCGAUGCUUUAACUUUACUACUUCGUUGGAACAAGCUAAGCACAAUAACAGGUUUCGAGAGAUGGUUCCUUCAUCCACCAAGCACGUUCAUGUCAAUGACAUGGUCUUUCACAGCUACAAGAAGAAAUUUGUGGCACCGACUCUAUCAGAGGGCUUCUCCGAAAUCCUGCAGAUCCACUUUGUUCCCAGUUUUACCGACAGUCGGUCCGAGGCACUUUUCAUGCAGUUCUCAGAAGGAUGAAAGCAGAAUUUCACAGAUGGACAUGAACAUGAAAGAAAAAAAAAAGUGCAAAGAUUUUACUAGCCUUAGUCUUUACUAAACUGUAAUACAAAUUAUAAGCGCUCAAGUUUUUUACCGAUGCGCAUCCGUCUCUACUGAUGUGCGUCUGUCUCUACCAACUCAAUUCAAUGUGUGUAUAUCUUUUUCUUUUGGAUCAAUAUACAUCAUGAAGGAA